GACUUUCAUACUCUCGCUUUGUGCUGCCUUCCAGUGACUACCGUACGGUACUGUACGAAACAAAAGCAAGCGGAUGGAACAAGUCGAAAUAUCAUGCACUUCAGGUUUCCAUAAUCCACCUUCGACACCGCGCAGGCUCCAGCUGGUGAAAAGGGCUUGUGUUUCGGAACACACACGCACUGACACAUAAAUAGAAGACGCAUCUAAGACUCAUAUUUGUAGUUGAAGUCUGAUUAUCUGUUAAACGCACGAUCUGCUCAAGGCAGCAUUUCAGAUCAGAUUUCACAUUCAGUUCAGACCAGCUGGGAGAGCAGAAAGAGCGAUUCAGAGUGCUUGUUUCUCUUCCACUCCGACUCUGGGUCUUGGGGAACUCAGGAGCGCGAGAAAGCGAACCACAACGUGGAACCCUGACCUGAUAAAAGGUGUGUCGGAAUUCGUCUAGGAUUCUCUUUUGCAAGAUUGACAAGAGGUGAGAGUAUAGAAAUAGAUCGGAAAGAGAUGGACGAGCAGCCGCGGUUGAUGCACUCUCAUGCGGGAGUAGGAAUGGCAGGGCAUCCCGGCCUGUCGCAACACAUGGAAGGCACCGGAGGAACAGACGGCGAUGGGAGAAAACAGGACAUUGGAGACAUUUUACAGCAAAUAAUGACCAUCACAGACCAAAGUCUGGAUGAAGCUCAAGCCAGGAAGCACGCCUUGAAUUGCCACAGAAUGAAGCCUGCUCUCUUCAACGUCUUGUGUGAAAUCAAAGAAAAAACAGUUCUCAGUAUCCGUGGUGCCCAGGAGGAAGAGCCUCCAGAUGCCCAACUCAUGCGAUUGGACAACAUGUUGCUGGCGGAGGGUGUGUCCGGACCAGAGAAAGGGGGCGGUUCUGCAGCGGCUGCGGCUGCGGCUGCAGCUUCAGGGGGAGGGGCAGGAGCGGAUAACUCAGCAGAGCACUCGGACUACAGAGCGAAGCUGUCUCAGAUCAGACAGAUCUACCACACAGAGCUGGAGAAAUACGAACAGAUGGUAUCCCAGUGCGGAUGGAGGGGGGAGAGUUACACAGGGAGUCAUGGCAACGGAAACAAGGCCUGUAACGAGUUCACCACCCACGUGAUGAACCUGCUGCGGGAGCAGAGUCGCACGCGGCCCAUCUCUCCCAAGGAGAUCGAGCGCAUGGUGGGCAUCAUCCACCGCAAGUUCAGCUCCAUCCAGAUGCAGCUCAAACAGAGCACCUGCGAAGCCGUCAUGAUCUUGCGCUCACGCUUCCUCGACGCCAGACGGAAAAGACGGAACUUCAACAAACAGGCGACAGAGAUCCUGAAUGAGUACUUCUACUCACACCUGUCCAACCCCUACCCUAGUGAAGAGGCCAAAGAAGAGCUGGCCAAGAAGUGCUCCAUUACAGUUUCACAGGUUUCCAACUGGUUCGGAAACAAAAGGAUCAGAUACAAGAAAAACAUUGGAAAGUUCCAGGAAGAAGCCAACAUGUACGCGGCCAAAACUGCAGUAAAUGCGACCAAUGUAUCCUCACACGGAAGCCAAGCUAACUCGCCCUCCACUCCUAACUCUGCAGGUUCUGCUGGCUCUUUUAACAUGUCAAACUCUGGCGACUUGUUCAUGAGCGUGCAGUCUCUCAAUGGGGACUCGUACCAAGGGGCUCAGCUGGGAGCCAAUGUGCAGUCACAGGUGGAUACCCUUCGCCAUGUUAUCAGUCAGACAGGCGGAUACAGUGAGGGCCUCACAGCCAGCCAGAUGUACAGUCCUCAGGGCAUCAAUGCAAACGGAGGCUGGCAGGAUGCUACCACCCCCUCAUCAGUGACAUCCCCCACAGAAGGACCCGGAAGUGUUCACUCUGACACGUCCAACUGAUCCUCCUCCAAACAACUCCAUCCUCCGCCAAGGUCCAGCACCCCCCCCCCCCAGCCCCCUCCCUCCAUCGGCCAGCCAACCAGUGGGCUCACCUUUAGGACUGCAGGUUACACACUAGACUGGUCACGUGGCCUCUCUCUGCGGGUGGGGACUACAGAAAGAAGCACCAUCACCACCAUAGACAGUUUCAUUGCUUGUUGUGUCCCGUAUCUACAACUAACAGCUAAUUGUGACCCAGUCCGUCAGAAACCUGACCCUCGGGGGCUCUGUUCUCCCAUCCAUCUCCAUUCACUUCCUGUCUGUACAGCUAUCUCGCCAGAUAUCCACGUUGCCCCUGUGUGAUCGUGUGACUCAUGACACAGUAGGCAAACAGUAACACCACGUACAUACGAUAUGGCCCUUAUAUUGUUGGUUGAAAUGCUUUUUACACUACCUCUAUUGGAAAUAACGACAACACCACAACGACAACGGAGAACCAUGACAGCGGGAGAUCUUCUUAAAAAAGCAUUGUUUAUAAAACUUUGUAAUUACUGGUAAUGACAGUAGCUCGCAAAGUCCUCUUGUCCCGCCUCAAGGCUUGUUUUUCAGACAGUUUUGGCUUUGCGACCCUAUAUAACUUAAUUCACAACAAUUUAUUAAAAUAUUAUUUUUGUCCAUAGUGCCAAAGUUCAACACAGGAAGUUAAUUUUAAUAAUAUUACAGUGUGCUUGUGAAAACAACACAGCUGACAAUUCAUAUAAAAAAGUUAAUUAGUCAUUAAAAUGUAAUGACUAAUUCCAUUUCAUGUUAGUAGCUUAUCAAUGGGAUUCUUCAAAAUAGAGAUUCAAACUUUCCUCUUCAUUUUAGGUGUUCUGUUUUCAAGCUUCUCCAGUGGGCAAUAAGAUAUGAAACAUUUUUACUGCAAGAAUGGUAGCCUAUGUUUUCUGCUCAUAUUGAAUGCUGCAUAGUAUGCGUGAUCAUGUGUCAUAAUGCAUCAGCAAAUAUAAGAGGAAUGGUGUGCUGAUGGAUCAUGGGAAUUUUAGCUACUGGAAUUCCAAAUAAUUCCUUUACAUAUUGUUAGUAGUGUCCACCGAAUCCAGAGACCAUUGACAUGCAGUCUGCAAACAUUUACCCAGAACACUUGAACAAUGAGUACGUUAGCAGCAUCAAUUCUAAUAAGCCAACAUGUCUUUAAGCACAGUACGUUGUUGUGAUUAUCCUGUGGAGGGUAACAUUUUCAUUAGUCAAAGAGACUAACACAGUACAGAGAACACACAGGAAUAAUCAUUUUAUAUAACCUUCACCUUGUAUGGGAAAUAUUGUGUGUACCUACCUACAUACACUACCAUUAUCACUAUCACUGUACAUCAGUGUUAUCACUAUAGCCAAAUACUGCUGGUAACCAAAAUCACUUGUGUAAGGUGUAUGUGCAAAAAAAGGCAUUUUAAUGUAGAUUAAUUUGGUUUUUUUUGUAGUACAAUGUGGUAGUCAUUGAAUACAUGACAGGACAUGAUUCUGAAAUAACUCUCAAAGUGACCCAAUUCAUUUAGUCUUACUGUUGUUCCUUAGCUUUUAAACUAGUUAUUGCUUACUAUUUCUUUCCAGUUAUUAUCAUCGCUGAGUUUGAAUUUGUUAAUUCAACCUCAUCAUAUCAUUCUUCUUUUACAGUUUGGUUAUCAAGGUUGGUCUCUACGUAUUAUUAUAUUGCAAAUUACUCCUUGCAUAAUACUCAGUCUAAAUUACGCAGAAAUAAAUCCAAAAUAAAAUGUAUUAAUUUUGUUGUAUCUGAUUAUUUGAUUUGAGCUACAGUGUUUACUUACACAAAAUUACACAAUGCCUUCUUGGCCAAUUCAACAUAUCACUAUACACUCGUGGAAGUAAAAGUGUCUGGAAGAACAUUUUAGGGUUAAAAUAUUUGCCAUACUAGCGGCACAUUUUCAGUUCAUUAAGCAAGGAAUCCCUCAGAAAAGGGUUAACAUGGAACCGGGUAUAAAUGUUCAAACGUGUGAUGUUAUUGUGAUGAGAGGGGGUUAAUUUUUUUUACCUUUUUAAUAAUAUUGUAGAUGUGGUAGUCUAGUUAAAGAUUGGAGGCAUGGCUUAUUGUACUCAUGGUAAUAAAAUGUGACCACCCGUUUGUGUAACUGUCAUUCCUGUUCAUCAUGGUUAUUUUUUACACUGCAAAUAACCCAUUUUACUUAAGUAUUGAUGCACGUUAGUAAUGGUAAUACAUAAACAUUUGUUUUUGUUACACCAUUUCUCUCCUUCUAAAAAUUUUCAUAAUACCCUAUUGUAUCUAUGGUCGUAUCAUUGGUUCUUCCAAUGAAUUCGGGAGAGUUGAAGAUUGCAACAAUCAUUCCUCCUUGGCAUCCAUGACACACCAUAAUGCUUUUUUCCACAUUGUUCAUCCAACAAUGUCACAUGGGGUCAACACGUGGCAGCAGGCUUACUCACCUAACAACCCCAGUUAGCUUUGCAGACGCCCAUGGAGUUUACUAGCCACAUAUCAACUAGCGCCACAGACAAACUUUGACUUUGGUGUUCAGCUGGGUGCACCUUAAACCACUGCACUACCCGGUAGUCCUACACAUUUUACAUUAGAAUAAAAUGGAGUACCUAUAUCAGUGAAGCAGUAUCUAUUUCAACUUUGAACAGGUUCUUGAGAAACUAUAUUACCCUCAUUGGUGCUGUGUAAGUGUCAGUUCUCAACCCUAACGUGAUGAUAUCAGAUGAACUGGAAUGACAAAUACUUCACAUAAAAAAAAUAAGUAUAUCUUAAAGCCACACCUGUACAAAACCACGCCUCCACUCCAGGGAUCCUCCAGAACCACAAAAGUUCCACCAAGAACCCCUAAACUAACCGAAGGGACAAAUAUGACCCGGUGACUACCGUGGUUUCUUGAGGAUCUCCAGGGUUCCUUGAGUCACCACUAUUUCUAAGAGUGUACCAUUGCUUUGAUACCAAAAGUAACAUUGGGAUCAGCUUUAACAACUUGACUUGGUUUGUUUUGUAAAACUGUGUAUUAUCUGAAAUACGAACAUCUCAUUGGGUUUGUUCUUUCUGUACUUAAAACCAAAUAUGCUCACAAUACCGUGUUUGUCUAUAGAUAUGAAAUGAAAAAGACAAACGGCUCAAUUCAAUCAAACCCACAUUGCAUUAUUUACACUGCAAAACAUUUUCCAGUGGUCAGUUUAACUCACAGACUGGUCUUGGGUAGUGUACAAAAAAGCUAAUGUGUAAAUACUGCAAUACUGGUUGGAAUGAAUAGGGCUCAAACCCUCAUGGCACACAGACAGAUUCAGAAGAUGUUUGGAUACAUUUCUAUGUCCUUAUGUUGUGAAUAACAAAAAUAAUAAUUUUCCUUGGUUACAGGAUUUAAAGUAUGUUAUAUUUUAUUUUCUUGCUAGCAUAAUGUGAAUCAGCUCAAGAAUGCUUUAUAUAUGUAGAUGUGCACCUUUCUUCUUUUCUUUUGUAUUAUUGGACAGUAUCCAUUUUGAAACAAACACAGGAAGAGGUCCUUUCACAUUAAUGAUAUAAUCUACUCACAUUCUACUUUCUAACAGACAAGCUGGUUUCUAAAAUGGCUACUGUCUGGUUAAUUAAAGGUGAUGUGAAAAGAUAGUGAGAACACUUGUUUUUAGCCCAACCAAAUCCUUAUAAUGUCAUUAUAAAUAUACAUUUUACAGGAAGCCAUAUCAUAACAAACAUCUGUAUAGAUAGCUCCAGUACCAUACAGCUCAAUGCACCAGAGACUGAAUAUCUCACAACUUAACUCUUCUUUCACAAACAGUACAUUUGUACACUGUAUAUUUUAUAUACGUUUUGGUGUCAUUAUGGCAAUAUUGUGUUGUAUUUUUAUUUAAUUUUUUAUCUGCUUAAUUUGCUCCCAGUCCCGACAGUCCAGUCGAUGGAAAACUCAUGGGUAACAUAGCACAGGGUCUAUGUUUGGGAUAUUGUGGCAUUUAAUCACACAUUUCAGUAAAAAAUAAUAAUUAUUUUAUCCAUCUGGCCAGCAGAACAGAAACAUUGCCCUCUAAAAUCCGUUCCUCUACUUUUCACAUUGCCUGUCCAGGAUCAUCAUGUUAUGAAAAGCUUCAUGUAAUGGUGCUUUUAGUUUUUGAACAUAAUAGGAAAUAAAACUAUAAAAAAAAAUAAAGAAGAAACUGAACAAUUUGUAAAACAUCAAAUGUUUUCUUUGUUGCAUGUCUUUUGUUCUUCAAUAAAAUAGCGUCCUGCGGUGUUUUUGAAUGUUACUUCUUUUUUAUAAAGAUUUCAAAGUGAAAUCAUGGAGCCUUUUUCUUGACAGGUUUAAACUUUUAAGAUCUCUGCAUAUGUGAAAAGGGUAUACAAAUGGAAAGCGCAAAACUAUUGUCUUUUUAAUUCCAAUUUAAAACCUGUUUUCUGUGGAGAAAAAACAUUGCUAACAAGGUGUAGGUUUUAUGGUCUCUUUCUUUGUACUGGUAAUGCAUAUUCCAAAUAAAUAGUUUCUUUUGUUGCAUA
Messenger RNA from Esox lucius (northern pike), 6328 nucleotides. RefSeq names its product pre-B-cell leukemia homeobox 1b (gene pbx1b). Lineage: Eukaryota; Metazoa; Chordata; Actinopteri; Esociformes; Esocidae. Gene Ontology annotation, biological process: neuron development; regulation of transcription by RNA polymerase II; eye development. Gene Ontology annotation, cellular component: nucleus. The coding region runs from base 499 to 1851 and encodes 450 amino acids. The transcript is spliced from 10 exons. Gene Ontology annotation, molecular function: RNA polymerase II cis-regulatory region sequence-specific DNA binding; DNA-binding transcription factor activity, RNA polymerase II-specific. The record is from RefSeq and is a predicted model, not a curated record.